Molecule: messenger RNA, 3366 nt
Organism: Clupea harengus (Atlantic herring)
Lineage: Eukaryota; Metazoa; Chordata; Actinopteri; Clupeiformes; Clupeidae
Product: hydroxycarboxylic acid receptor 2-like
Biological process (GO): G protein-coupled receptor signaling pathway
Cellular component (GO): plasma membrane
Molecular function (GO): leukotriene receptor activity
Source: RefSeq, a predicted model, not a curated record
CAGCUGGAGAUUAAAUGUCUGAAGGGGUACGGGACUGUAAAAAGUUUGGGAACCACUGAUCUAGACCUUAGACCAGGGGUCCCCAAACUUAAUCUGAGGAGGGCCAGAUCACUCUGCCCUCUUUGGCAGGGCCAGAGUAUGUCAGUAACAGUAAAUAGUACUGUGGGAAUAGUAUUGUGGCCUUUUGACCAUUGGUUGUGGAGGUUUUCGCCACAACAAAUGCUUUCAUUGGGACUGGUGAGUAUUGUAUUAAUCUAAUCUAAUUCUCUGUAUUAAGUCUGGAAACAUACAGUCUUAUUUAACCUGUGCGUAUGUUUACAUUUUUAAUACAAACCCUUCAAUGUGCAACAUACAAAUGUGAUGAACGUUCAUUUUAACUUUUCAAAACACAUUUCAUUAUAGAAUUGAUUUGGUUUCUUUCAAAAACUAUAUUAAUUAGUACUUUCUUUCAUAUCAUAUUUUAAAAUAAAAUGUUGUUAACCAUACACAUUUGGACAAUGUUUAAUGCAAUUGGUUUUCAAGAUUAUUUAUAAUAGUUAUCUGUCGUUUUUUUAUUUAAUAUAUAAGUCUUCAUGUCAUAAGUUUAUAAUUAUUCAUGUCAUUAUAACUGAAUGUUAUUAACUUGUCAGAAUGAACACAUAUCCAGGUUCAAUUAAUCUUUAAAAAGUGCACUUUAAAUGAAUACCAUAUACCAUUACAAUAAACAAUUGUGAAAAAGUGGAACACAAGCUCAAAAGUUCAAAAGUCUUUAUAUACUGAUUUCUUGUUACAGAGGAAAAAAAGGAAAAAGAUAAAAAGAGGAAGCUGCAAAUGUCCUGAAUUUCAAAACUUUAUUUGCUGAUGUCAUACAGCCCCUCCUCCCCCUCAUCCUUAUUUAACCACGAAACCCACAACUGGCACUGUUGGCACUGGCAACUGGACGUCCCAUCCUUUGCCAACGCACUGAUUACUCCUCUUAUGAGUUUCAUUUGAAUUUGUCAAAAUGCUCCCAGAGACAAACUUCACCACAACUUCAAACCGCACAACCACGAUUCCUAAUAGUGGUGAUGGUGGCUGCCCACCAGUUGGUAUUCAACUAGAAGGUGUGAUCCUGCCCCCAGUCCUCACCGUUGAUGUCAUACUGGGGCUGCUGGGAAACACAGUCGCCCUGUGGAUAUUCUGCUUUAAACUGAAGACAUGGAACCCUAACCACCUGUUCCUCUUCAACCUGGUUAUCGCCGACUUCAUGGCUCUAUUUAGUCUGCCGCUGAGGAUCGAUUCCUUGCUCAGGGGCCACUGGGUGUUUGGAGAUGGCCUGUGCCGGAUCAACCUCUUCCUGAUGUUUACUAACCGCUCGGCCAGCAUUGCGCUCAUGACCGUGGUGGCCAUUUACCGCUACUUUAAGGUGGUCCACCCUCACCACCGCUUCAACCGCAUGACCAAGCGGCAGGCUGCGUUUGUGUCGGUGUUAGUCUGGCUGUUGGUGAUCAGUCCUCGGGUUCCCAUGCUGGCUUACAACCACAUUAAGGGCAGCGGCAACAACACUCAGUGCUUCUUUUUCACUUCUUACAAAGAGGCAUCCCGCGCCAUCAUCAUCCUGGUGGCCAUGCACCGCAUGCUGACGGUGCUGGAGUUCAUCUUCCCACUGGCCAUGCUGCUGUUCUGCUCCAUCCGGAUCUCCAGCUUCCUAAGGGCACGUCAGAUGGGAAAGGCUGACAAGCUGCGCAAGGCAAUGCGAGUGUGCGCCGCCAUCGUUGCAGUGUUCAUGGUGUGCUUCCUACCGACCACAGUGACGACCAUCGGAGUGUGGGUCAUCCGCUCAUACCGCCCGUGGGACUGUGCCACCUUCUACACCUUCACCCAGCUCACCAUUGUGUCUUUUGGGCUGAAUUUCCUGAACUCGGCACUAGACCCCAUUGUCUACGUCUUCUCCAGCUCCAUGUUCAGGAAGGCCCUUUUGGGUGCGUUGUCCUGUGCCAUGCGCUGUGGACAGAACACAGGCGAGAACACGCCGUCUUCGUCAGGAACUCAGUCAACCACCCAGGAGGAGCUGAAAUCCAUGAGGGCCAGUGGGGAUACCUAGAGGACGCCAGGGAAGCACGGCCUCUUCAGAAUAAAAUGACCUGAGAUGUGAACCUCUCUAUAACAACAACAAACACUUCACGUGAUUAUAUUCCAAUUUGAAUUAAGUGGCGUACCUUAUAUUUUAUCGUGAUUAUGGUGACAGGAAAGCUUUUCAAUGUUAUAUCGUUGUAGGUUUCUCGCUUAACAGCAGCCUAUUUCAGGCCGCCAAGGGACAGAGGUCAUUGUCGUAGUAAGCAAUGGAUGUAUUUGGUUAAGUUGUCAUUCAAGCACCUGCUAAAUAUUAAAAAGAAAGGGAGGCCGACGCCAGAUUUCCCAUUAGAGCAUAGUUAACUACUGCUAGCAAUCCGUGGUUUACCACAGGGUGUGCAGAUUUAUCUAAUUUGGUUAGAGCAGUUGGCAGACACAAGAAAUCAAAGUCCCAUAUUACAUCUAGUCUUAAAUUAAAGGAAUUCGGCUAAGUAAUUGCCAUGAGCAUCCAAAAACACAAUAGCUCGGUAACUAAAAACCGUUACCAUUAAAAAUAAAAUAUAAGUGUGGUGUUGUACAUGGGAGAGCAAGAAGUGGCAUUUCGUGGGCAUAAUGAAUCUGCUAUUAGUCUGAACAGGGAUGAUUUCAUUGAGCUUAUUGAUGCCAGAGAGUCGUAGAUCCCUUCGCCUCAUUGAAUAAGAGCCACGGUCGUAUAAGUUAGUUGGGCUGGAGCCGUAUAUAUGUACCAAUCAUCCGAUGUUUGUGAAAGAGAUUGUUACUUCGACUACCGUGGUAUGAGGAGAGUUCCCGAUGUUCAGUUUAUGUUGUACAUUGUACUUACAGUACCGACAAGGCAGCCCAUUUGUCCAAUCAUUCACAAUUUAGAUAGUCUCAAUCCUACACAGCAUGCAUGGCAAGACAUUUGUUACCUGGAUGAUAUCGUUCUUAGUUUGAUCUUUGAACUUUGAUUUGGACAACAAAAUGGACAAUAUUACAUAUUAUAUAUAAUUAUAUAUGUAUUACACACCGUUACUGUGAAAUGUAGCACCGUAAUGCAAGUUUAGCCCCAUAUUGGUACACAUUGUGCACCUUUAGGAAAUGUACUGUAUUGGGGUUCUAUAAUAAACUUGUCAUGCUUCACUAUUGGUGAAGGUUUUUUUCUUAACAUUCAGAAUGUUUUGCUGCUGUUCAUUUUUUUUUUAAAUAAUCCUUUGUAAUAUUGUUUAACUACUGUGAUUUGUUCAAAAUGGAACAAAACAAAUAGGAAAACAACUUUGCCAUUUCAGUAUUUUAAUGUUUGACUUGACUUUUAUUAAAACUUAACAGAAUCUUUAA